Molecule: messenger RNA, 4803 nt
Organism: Aspergillus ruber CBS 135680
Lineage: Eukaryota; Fungi; Ascomycota; Eurotiomycetes; Eurotiales; Aspergillaceae
Product: putative polarized growth protein (Boi2)
Exons: 5
Coding region: 1-4803 (1600 amino acids)
Biological process (GO): GPI anchor biosynthetic process
Cellular component (GO): endoplasmic reticulum
Molecular function (GO): protein binding
Source: RefSeq, a predicted model, not a curated record
AUGGCUUUGUCAAGUCCUCCCCGAGGUGUCCAGCCCGGCGAUCUCCUGGUUGUUGUCCAUGACUUCGAUGCGCGCGGUAACGACGAACUUACUUUACGCCGAGGAGACAGGCUCGAGUUAAUUGAACUAGACGAUGGUUUUGGCGACGGAUGGUUUCUCGGAAAGCAUUCAAAAACAGGAAUGACCGGUCUUUUUCCUGGAGUCUAUACUACCUUCAGCCCGCGAAUUAACACUCGACCGCAAACGGAUACGUCACAGCACCGCGACUCCGGUUCGCAAAAUGAAGAGCCCGAUGUAAUCCUAGGUGCGCCGGUUGCAUUGAAAAGUGGCCAGUCCACCCCGCAAGCUUCGCGCCAUGCUAGCGCCUCCGGUAUGCAGGUGCCGGAUAUCGAUCCUUCAACACCCCCUUCGCCCAAGCAACAACUGCAGCCGCAACAAAGAUCGAGCUCGUCUCCACUGCCAACUCGAAACAUGACUCUUGAUGUUCAGCAGUCGUUCAAACAUUCCCUUGCGCAUCAGAUGAGUGGUCAGGACAGUCCGGUCAUGAACGAGACCUUGAGCGUUAUCGAUGAGCAUAUCACCGACUUGAGUACCCCACGACAUAGCUUGGCGCCUCCGGAACCCAGAGUGCGAAACGAUUCCGAGAGCGAGUAUAGCAGCCAUCUCGGGCACCGUAUGUCCUACAUCAAUGGCCAUGAGACGGACGAAGAGGAAGAAAGUCAACCUACCGAGGAACAGGUGCGCGCCUGGGAUCAGCAUGAAACCGCAAAGCGCCUCCGAGAGCUUGACGUCGAUGACAAACACUGUGACAUCUUUGAAGAGCAAGAAAUUACCGGUGACGUCCUCCUUGAUAUGUCUCAGGAUUUCGUUAUGAUGAAAGAGUUUGAUUUCGGUGUCAUGGGCCGCCGUUUGAAGACCUGGCACAAAGUGAAAGCUUUUCAGGAAGAGAUCAAGGGGCAAUCCGCCUCCUAUCCUCGGACGUCAGAAGAGCGUCCCGAACAUACGGGUACCUUCCUCCCACGCAUCCCAACCUUUUCCGAAAAGACUGGCAGUUACCAUCAGUCACGAGGUUCAAGCAUUUCGUCGUAUCAACAUCCCCGGUUCAGUGGAAAUAUGCAGAGCAAUACCUCGCCCGCUCCGACCUAUAGCAUCGGUGUUGAAAAAAGGCCCUCGGCUGCAUCCGUUCGAAACUUUAACCAUUCUCGCCGUCAUUCGUCGAUUGACACGACCAACCGCUCUUUCGAGUUGGCUGACUCGCCCCCUCGUGCGUCGCAUCAGCCCAAGUCCUCAUUUGACCGAGCUUGGUCCAUGGCUGGUGGAAACCAACGAAUUUCCCCUCGUCCAGGUACGUCUCUGGGGACGACCACAUCAGAGAGCACGUAUUCCCAGCAAGGAGCACGCGGCGCAGACCCUAAUGAGUGUGAUUCAGCCAUUUCGGUGACGGACCGGUACGAUGACCUGGACCGUGGAUACUUCUCAGGGCCCGAGGGUGACACCAAGAAAAGCAAGCGGGUGCUGGUCAAACGGGGUUCCGCGGCUAGUGGGAGUAUCAGCCAUUCCAGGAAGUCAAGCUACAACGACGAACCUUUUAGGGUGGGCAAACGGCACUCUCGUAUUGGAAGCAUCGACUCGAUUCGCGAUGCCGCUAACCAUGCCUUCGCCUCGUCGAAGCUGUCUUCUUCGGGUCCACCCGUUCCACCCCCCAAGGGGCGUAUCCGGAGUCUUAGCACGCGCAUUGUCGACCGGUCCGGUCACAGCUCGCAAUCAUCCAAUGCGGCCUCAUUAGAGGAUAAGACAGCUUCUGGAACCGGGUUCUUUUCGUCUUUGGUUGGCAGCAGUGGAAGUGGUAAAACCGGUGCAGAAUCAUCUGCGCGUUCUUCCUCAUCGCCGUUCCAGCAACAUAUCAAAAAUGCUGGUCCUAAAAUUCGACGUGCUGUCGGCCUUCGGACGACGACAGACAUUGUCGGAAAAGUCGACAUGUCGGGAGUCCCUUCAUCACCGAUAAAGGACUCGGAUCCGUCAUCUAUCCGAACUGGAUCAACCACGCCAUCUGCCACAUCCAAGAGUUCGGAACGCAUUAGCACUGAACGCCAGAGCACUGAUGGAUCUGGGAAAGCGAUAGAUGGCGCCGGUGGUUUCCCUUUACCACGCCCCAAGCCCUCUGUCAAGACCUCCGUCAAGACCAAGAAGGACACAAGUGCGUACAUCCAAGGAUUAGAGAAGAAGUCUCCAAAUGAGCAAAUGACACAAUGUGAUUAUUCGGGUUGGAUGAAGAAGCGAUCUUCGAACCUGAUGACAACGUGGAAGCCUCGCCUCUUUGUCUUGCGGGGUCGUCGCUUGUCGUAUUACUAUUCGGAUAAGGACAAAGAGGAACGAGGUCUGAUUGACAUUACUGGGCAUCGUGUUCUUCGAGCAGACAACGACCCAAUUAUCACGCUACAUGCCACCCUCACUGGUGCUACUGCAUCGCCAACGUCGCCCGCCGGUGCUGCCCAAUUACCUACGGAAAAGUUGUCCAAGUCCGAAAGCAGCGGGCCGUUCUUUUUCAAGUUGGUGCCCCCGAAAGCCGGCGUGGCUCGCAGUGUCCAAUUCACCAAGCCUGCCGUCCAUUAUUUCCAAGUGGAUACUGUCAAAGAAGGCCGCUUGUGGAUGGCUGCUCUCAUGAAAGCGACUAUCGAACGUGACAUGGAAAUUCCAGUCGAGACCACCUACAACAUUGAUAAAAAGACCGUUAGUUUGAAGCAAGCUCGACUGAUGAACCAGCGACCGCAUGCGCUUCUCGCCACUCCAACGCCUCAAGAGGAAGACGAGGACAAGGCCGAAGAACGGGCGCAAGAGGCGGGCAAAGAGCCACCGACCAUGAACGACGGUACCGGUCUGGGUCUUGGUCUUGAGACUCCCACUAGGGGUGAUGAUGGUGGCCAGAUUCCAUCGAGCCCGCUUGCUAGUAACCCUUUUGACAACGGCUCCUCGAAUUUGAUUUCAGAAACGACUGAAAAGUCUAUUAUUCGGGUCUCCUCGAUGUCCCUCCUUUUCCUCACUCGCCGUCUUCUCUUCGUCCUCCUUCCAUUGGCGGUAGCGGCCACGGCCUACCUCUAUCUUUACCCGGUUUUCCACGGCUGCGCGUUUCCGCUGCCUCGAAAAACAGAAGAAGGCGUUGGAAAACAGGACACAAAUCCGCUCCUCGCUACCUUCCGACAGCAUGUCGGCACCGCCUCCGCAGACGAACCGGCCAUCUUUCGAUUGCUAGUCCUAGCAGAUCCCCAGCUGGAAGGGGACAGUUCGCUCCCGAGUCCUGAUAAUGCGCUCUCGGUGCGGAUCCAGAAACAUUGGCUUGCGGUUAAAUUAGCUUUGCAAUACCGUCCCGACGAUGACAAUGAUGCCAACGAAAAUGAUGCAGAGAACGAAACCGACGAUGGUGAUGACGGCGACGACGACGAUAUCAGUGGCCUUGAACACUAUUUACGAAAUGUGUACUCUACGAUUUCGACAGUUUGGCGCACUCUCAUAACCAAGGACGUCCCACGCAGCCUGCGCGCUGCUCAGAAACGGCUUGAUUUGCUGGGAAAUGACUACUAUUUGGCACAUAUAUACCGUACGCUGCAUUGGUGGACCCGUCCGUCGCAUGUCACAGUGUUAGGGGACUUGGUUGGUAGCCAGUGGGUGACGGAUGAGGAAUUCGACCGGCGCGGGGACAGAUAUUGGGAUCGGGUAUUCAAGGGUGGUGAACGGGUUAGCGAUGAGAUUACUGUGACAGGGCAAAAGGGACACGAAAAUAAUGAAGUAUACGAUACAUCUAGGUUGGAGCAACUAGGAGCCAAUCCUGCUUGGGAACAUAGGAUCAUCAACAUCGCAGGGAACCACGAUAUUGGAUACUCGGGGGAUGCUAGUGACUCUCGGUUGGAGCGUUUCGAGCGCGUAUUUGGACGCGCGAACUGGGAUAUUCGUUUCCAGCAUCCCCUUUCCAACCAUGAUAAUUCGAUCGUCAUCCCAACACUGCAUGUGAUUAACCUAAAUACCUUGACCUUGGAUUCCCCGGCUCUUUCAGCGAAGAUCCAAGCGGACAGCUACGACUACAUCAACGACGUGAUCUCCCACCGCACUUGGCCGGUUGAGGAUCGCACGACCUUUACGUUACUUCUCACGCAUCUCCCCAUGCACAAGGAGGACGGAAUUUGCACGGAUGGGCCUUACUUUACGUAUUAUGAAAACGACGAUGAGGGUGACACACCCCGCUUCCUGGAAGGAGGCCUGCGAGAGCAGAACCACCUUAGUGAACAUCUCAGCACCAACGGCAUUCUGCAGGGCAUUUUUGGCAUGAGCGGGAGUGAGGAAGCCCCCGUUGGCGGAUUCGGUCGUAGCGGACUGAUUCUUACUGGUCACGACCACACCGGAUGCGACGUGGUCCAUUUCAUUAAUCGGACAAACGAGGAUGUGACUGAGCAACACGACGAUGCAUCUGAAUCCGAAUCCGAACUCGAACAACAGGCCUGGAAGUGGAAAGCAAAACGGUACGUCGACCACCACGAUACUCCGCAAGACACACCGUCCAUUCGUGAGGUCACCCUCCGCUCCAUGAUGGGCGAGUAUGGCGGGAACGCCGGUCUACUCUCUCUCUGGUUCGACGCCGACCCAGCUGUCAACGAAUGGAGAUACGAGAUCACCAUGUGCGCCGCUGGAGUGCAGCAUAUUUGGUGGGCGGUUCAUGUGACUGACCUUGUGACGGUUAUUGUGUUUUUGGUAUACAUUCUUGCUUUGGCUUUUGGAUCCUCGAAAUCAGGAUCUCCUCACAGACGGAGUUAA